UUUAUUUAUUUAUUUAUUUACAAGUAUUAUUUCACAUACAUACAUACACACAUAUACAUAUAUAGAGAGGCAUUCAUAUAUACACACACUCAUACACACAUUCACUUAUAUAUAUAUACAUAUCAAUAUACACUUGUAAAAAUGGCUUUAACAAUGAAAUCAACGUCAUCAUGUUUAAUAACACGAAAAAGGAAAAGAAGUGAAAAGACAGUUAGAUUUGAUGUUGAACAUAUAGUUAUUAUCGACACUUAUUCAGCAUCCGACUAUGAUCGUGGCUCUCCUUUUUCUUUACCGCCUAUCCAAUAUAAAAUAAACCCUGCUAUACCCAAGCUAUCAUUGGAAAUACCUUCUUCUCCUUCUGCAUUUGAUUCUGAAGCAAGCAGUCCUGAUAUAGAAACACCUAUAGCAACAACAACAACAGAGUUUAUUAUAAAUAAGAAAAAUAAUAAAAAGAGACCCAAGCUUACGAUUAAUACAACAAGUCUAUCUACAGAAGGUCCACUCUUUUUUACAAAAUUAUCAACAAAUCAUUACAGACAUUCAACGAUUGAAGAAGAAGAUUACUCAAAUGAUUAUCUUGUGCCAAUGACUGCUCCAGCUGUAGCAACUACAUUUUCUUAUUAAGCAUUCGUUCUCUUUUUAUUUCUUGUCAUAUCAUUUAACAUUAGUAACUUAUCCCUCACCUUCUUCUCUUUCUUUUCUUGAUUACUAUUUACUAUUAUUACUAAUUAUCGUUUUGUUUUAUUCUAAUAAUACAUUUAUACUAUUUAUAUAAUACAGAAUAUAAUGUAGAACUUUGGCUAUAAUUAGCCAAUACUCUAUUUAUUUAUUUUUUUUGUUAUCGUUG
This is a messenger RNA of Cokeromyces recurvatus, 847 nucleotides long. RefSeq lists its product as uncharacterized. NCBI's taxonomy places the organism in Eukaryota, Fungi, Mucoromycota, Mucoromycetes, Mucorales, Mucoraceae. The record is from RefSeq and is a predicted model, not a curated record. The transcript has a single exon. Bases 142 to 624 code for a protein of 160 amino acids.